AUGGCUACACAAACCGAAUCUGAAUCGGCCGAGCAUAUCAUUCCCUUCCCAGAGCCGACCGUCAUUCCCCCUCGAAGCAAUCACACUCACACUAUCAUACUUCUCCAUGGUCGAGGUAGUAACGGUCGUGACUUCGGUGCUGAGAUAAUCACCACAAUCCUAUCUGCUCCAGGUGCCGAUAAUACUCUCCCCAAACGCUUCCCUGGCCUCAAGUUUAUAUUUCCUUCCGCAAAAAUAUCCUAUUCAGCUCAAUGGGAUAUACAUCUUGCGCAGUGGUUUGACCGUGGCCCAAUUGGUUCAACAGCCAAAGAACAUAAUGAUUUACUCUACGCAGGGCUACGAGAGUCAACGCGGUAUCUACGGACAAUAAUCGACUCUGAAGUUGAGCUUGUUGGCGCGAGCAACGUUAUUAUUGGAGGGCUGAGCCAAGGUUGUGCGCAGUCACUUCAUAUUUUACUCAGCUAUGCAAAUGAUGAGCAUCGCGCCUUGGGUGGACUGGUGGGUAUGAGCGGAUGGCUACCAUUUAAAGAACAAAUAGCUGGAUUUAUCCGGAGAGACCAAGGAACACAAGAAGGAGAAAAUGAGGAAGCCAAAUCGGAUAAGGGGUCCCCGCGCUCUGCAGCUCUGCAAGCUAUGAAUUAUGUUUGUCAAUCAGUUUUGGGCCUACCCCCUAUUCCAGCAGAAGCUGCGGAAGCUGCUCUGUCUACCCCAGUAUGGCUUGCCCAUGGGGGCAUGGACAAGACUGUGAAACCAGAACUGGGGGAGGCGGCGGCACAAACGCUUGAACAACUUGGCUGGGAUGUGACCUGGAUGUUUUAUGACGAGCUUGAGCACUGGUUCGCUCCAAUGGAGCUGGAGGACAUGGCUAUCUUUUUGAGCACAAGAGUUGACAUACCCGAGGCAGGUCAGUAA
Molecule: messenger RNA, 912 nt
Organism: Microsporum canis CBS 113480
Lineage: Eukaryota; Fungi; Ascomycota; Eurotiomycetes; Onygenales; Arthrodermataceae
Exons: 1
Coding region: 1-912 (303 amino acids)
Biological process (GO): protein depalmitoylation
Cellular component (GO): cytoplasm
Molecular function (GO): palmitoyl-(protein) hydrolase activity; carboxylic ester hydrolase activity
Source: RefSeq, a predicted model, not a curated record